Molecule: messenger RNA, 612 nt
Organism: Arabis nemorensis
Lineage: Eukaryota; Viridiplantae; Streptophyta; Magnoliopsida; Brassicales; Brassicaceae
Source: the annotation of a GenBank genome assembly
AUGGAGUCGGCGCUCGAUCACCAUAACACCGGCCGAGAUCCAGCUCGUCACCGUAGGGCGGAGAGAACACAUGCAGAAAGAGAGGGUCGCGUCGAGGCGGUCGAAGCUCCAGCCAAAAUAACAGUCUGCCGGAAUCUCUUCGGAGAGAACGCAUCCCCGGCGAAGCCCGACUCAUCUGGGCCUGUGAUUCGGCUCGAAUCGACCCAAAAUUGGGUCCGGAAGGAGCCUCUCUCUACUGGAGAGGAGAAGCGCCUGGGCAAGCGUCCGGUCGGAGGCGAGGUGGGAGAGCCUUCCGCAGAUGCUCCGGCGUUGCAGCAGGCUCAUGAGAAGCGACGGUGUGCUCCAAAUCGACAUAAGUCAGAGAAAGAAUCUUUGGCAGAGGAGGAGAAGAGUUUCGCCAGAGCCAGGUGGUGUAAGGCGUCGGUCGCAGAGGUCAGGGCAGUAAAUAAAGCGAGCCUUUGGAACACGGUGAAUCCAACAGCGACGGCGAUGAUGCCGGCGAUAGCUCAGAAGGAAAAUUCCACGGCUGAGCUUCGUGUGCAGGGAGAGAGAGAUGGGCCCGAUUUGGGCCUUGAUGGGAUUCGGAAAUGGGCUUGGGCCCAAAAGACAUAA